AUGCAGAGCGACGACGUCAUUUGGUCUGUGAUCAAUACACAGUUCUGCUCCUACAAAGUCAAGACAGCAACGCAGAACUUCUGCAGAAAUGAAUACAACGUGACGGGGCUGUGCAACAGGCAGAGCUGUCCACUGGCGAACUCGAGAUAUGCCACGGUCAGGGAGAAGGAGGGUGUCCUGUACCUCUACGUCAAGACGAUAGAGCGUGCACACUCCCCAGCGCACAUGUGGGAGAAGAUCCGGCUAUCAAACAACUAUACCAAGGCUCUCGAGCAGAUCGACAAGGAGCUCAUCCAUUGGCCGAACUUCACGAUCCACAAAUGCAAGCAGCGCGUGACGAAGAUCACCCAGUACCUCAUCAAAAUGCGCCGCCUCGCCCUCCGGCAACAACCAAAACUCAUCGGGGUGAAGAAAAAGCUCGACCGGCGCGAGGCCGUGCGCGAGCGCAAGGCCCUCUCCGCCGCGAAGCUCGAGCGCUCGAUCGAGGCGGAGCUCAUCGAACGCCUCAAGUCCAAGGCGUACGGCGACAUGCCGCUCAACGUCAACGAGGCCGUCUGGCAGGCGGUGCUCGACCGCGAGCGCGGCGUGGAGAAGGAGGGCGAGAAGGGCAGGGGCAGGGAGCUCGACUUGGUCGACGACGAAACGGACGAGGAGGACGAGGAGGAGUUGGAGGACGAGGAGGAGGGGUGGGGCGAGCGCGAGUUUGUAAGCGACUUGAGUGGGGAGGAGGACGAGCUGAGCGACUUGGAAGAUGUGGCGUCUGGCGAAGAGGACGACGAGGAGAGUGACGAGGAGGGGGAUGAAGAAGAAACCGAGGACGAAGAGGCGUCGAAGAAGGCGGCGCUUGGCAAGCGGAAAGCACCUUCAAAACCUCAGAAGCCACCAAGGAAAGGUCCGGAGAAGAAAGCGAGACGAGGACCCAGAGUCGAAGUCGAGUACGAGCAGGAGAUGGAGAGUGUGCCGCUCACCAAAGAGGCACUCGCAAACUGGUAG
Dichomitus squalens LYAD-421 SS1 is the source of this 993-nucleotide messenger RNA. RefSeq names its product Mak16 protein. The transcript is spliced from 7 exons. Bases 1 to 993 code for a protein of 330 amino acids. Gene Ontology annotation, biological process: maturation of LSU-rRNA; maturation of 5.8S rRNA. The record is from RefSeq and is a predicted model, not a curated record. NCBI's taxonomy places the organism in Eukaryota, Fungi, Basidiomycota, Agaricomycetes, Polyporales, Polyporaceae. Gene Ontology annotation, cellular component: nucleolus; preribosome, large subunit precursor.